AUGGCUCCGUACAGUGGUUUAAAGCAGCUGGAUGUCAAGUUACUCAUAUUUCUAGCCGAACAAACGGAAAACACGACGGCGCCACUAGUGCUCAAACGCUUGUGUGAGCUCUUCGCAGAAUCGCAGACGCCGCAAAAACCGGCGGCUAUGUAUGCAAUUCGAAUAAUUCGAUUUCGUCACAAGAUUCAUCUGAUAGAUGAGUUGGAUAUGGACACAAGAGUGAAGAUAUUGUUCGCAAUAGGUGCACCAGUCGAUUCGGAUUUCGUGAAAAAACUUCAAAAAAGAGCUUCUGUGAAAGUUGACGAGGAAGCGAGAAUCAUUGAAUACGUGGCAAACGAUGGGAGUCUGACGUUGAGAGGCAAGCACAAAACAUCUAAAAGAAGAAGUUCAUUGGCUGUAAAUUCUGCGAGAAGCGGACAGAAUCCACGUGACGAUGAAGCGAUAGCUGAUGAUGAGAGUCUGAUGAAUAGAAGAAGUGCUAUGGAUUCAAGGAGAAGCGAGCUGAACAAAAGAGCACACGACGAUUCAGACGAGGAUUACACGUCUUCCCCAAAAGUGCCACGUGACGAUGAAACGAUGGCUGAUGAUCAUGGUCCUGGUCCAUCACAUCGAAUUCAGUUGCCAUUCAAGGCAGAACCUGAAGAGAAACACGAUGAAGAUUUGAUUCAACGAGAAAUCAAAGCAGAGCAUAUGGAACAACAUCCUAGGGUUGUUCCUAAUGAUAUGCCGGCUGGUGAUGUCAGCUCGAAGAAGGUUCUAGAGUUCCUUCAAAAUUUGGUCUCCACCUUGGAUUGCCACACUUUGAAAGAGCUGGAAAGAAAAAUUGAAGAGGCUCUUGGCGAUCCGGAGAUCCAGAAUCAGAGCAUCCCAGCCGAAAUGCUGGUUGCUGGCCUUGAAUCGAAUCUAUACACAGUUAGAAGACGUGCCACAGUUGCUGGAACGGCGGAUUCAACGAGCCUCGAGAAAUUUCUGUUGAUUCUGAGCUCUACACUCCUCUACUUAGGAUCUCCGUCACUGGCUUCACUCUAUCAAACCCUCAAAGAAACGAUUCGAAACUUGAAAGGACAGGAGAAGCAAAUUUCAGAAGACGUCAUCUGUAGAGCGAUUGAGAAUCUCUUCAUGCUUGUUCAUGACUGA
Molecule: messenger RNA, 1137 nt
Organism: Caenorhabditis briggsae
Lineage: Eukaryota; Metazoa; Nematoda; Chromadorea; Rhabditida; Rhabditidae
Exons: 3
Coding region: 1-1137 (378 amino acids)
Source: RefSeq, a predicted model, not a curated record